Messenger RNA from Dissoconium aciculare CBS 342.82, 3439 nucleotides. RefSeq names its product kinase-like protein. Gene Ontology annotation, cellular component: spindle pole centrosome; spindle microtubule; chromosome passenger complex. Gene Ontology annotation, biological process: protein phosphorylation; regulation of cytokinesis; mitotic spindle organization. NCBI's taxonomy places the organism in Eukaryota, Fungi, Ascomycota, Dothideomycetes, Mycosphaerellales, Dissoconiaceae. Bases 96 to 3281 code for a protein of 1061 amino acids. The transcript is spliced from 2 exons. Gene Ontology annotation, molecular function: protein kinase activity; ATP binding; protein binding. The record is from RefSeq and is a predicted model, not a curated record.
CGCAAGAAUCACAGUUUUUGUGCUGAUGGUACCAUUUGGUACUCGAAUGCCACGGAGUAGCCACAAAGCGUACGAGGUCUUCCUCAUGAUCUCAAAUGGCUACACCGAGCGAGGACCUUGUUGGCCUGACAGAACUUGAUGCGACGUGCUUCGAAGACUCCAAGUAUGCCUAUACCACUUUCUACUCUAGCGUGAAUGGACAAGGGCAAGGCAAAAAGCAAUUGUGGAGACGAGGUUACAAUCCUCUCGGCACUGGUGGGUUCGGAGCGGUAUUCCGUGAAGAGUGUAUUGAAGGACUAGCCCAAGGCACAGCACGAGCGGUCAAGCAUAUCAAUAAGCAGACGGCAUCUCGUCGUGGCAUGGCGAUUGAUUACAGCAGAGAGUUGGAAGCUAUAGCCCGGUUUUCGCAAGCCAAGUAUGCGCCUUUCUUCGUGCGUUCCGAUGGAUGGUACGAAACCGAGACCAUGAUAUGCAUAAUCAUGGAACUUGUGCCACACGGGAAUCUUCAGCAAUACAUAAAAUGCGGCUUGCCAGAAGCGGAGACCAUCGUUCUGGUGAAGCAAACAUUGCACGGGCUCGAUUGCAUGCACCAGGCUGGUUACACUCAUCGGGACAUCAAACCACAGAAUCUCCUCGUCGUUCGACCAGGUCCCGAAUGGCAGAUAAAGAUAGCGGAUUUUGGCCUGAGCAAGCGUCUAGUUGAGAAUCUCUGGUCAUUACGGACUGUUAUAGGCACAGCCGGUUUCAUGGCCCCUGAGAUGCUAGGUCUCACUCGUGACGAGAAAUAUGAUUCUGAUGACUCCGAGGACGAACGAGGCCCGUCUUAUUCUAACGCUGUUGACAUAUGGGCUGUUGGGAUCUUGUGCUAUAUUUUUGUAACAGGAGACUUACCUUUCCCAAGCCAGAAGCUCUUGCGCAGGUACGUAAAGAAACGCGAGGGUCUUGCAGUCGAGCCUUUACGUCACCUCAGCCCCUUGGGAGGGAUUUUCAUACAAAGUCUCCUGUCGCCCACUCCUUUAGACAGACCGACAGCAGCCGCGAGUCUACAGCAUCAAUGGAUUCGACCAUCGGAUGCCAUCGUAUGUACAUCUCACCACCAUGAGUCAUUCUCUGGCGACUCAUUUCUCUCGCAAGCUUCUGCAAGCUGGGAUACUCAAGAAUUCCCAACCAAAAUCGCUCCACGUUCUCAACCUUCAGAGACGCACUCCGUGGACAACCUCGCUUCUCGCGUGCCGCCGCAGGCUUUGACAGAAGAACACCGACAGGCGGUAAACUCUGUAGCAUCGACAGAAGAUCUUCACGUGGAUAGCGAUGACGGCGCAGUGAGUAUACCAGCGACGCCGCUACAACUCUUGCCCUUGGAAACGAAGCGCCCUUCCAAUCCUGUCGAGCGAUCUGAAGUUACCCUACCAAUGGAUCCAAUGCGAAAAGCACAUUCAGAACCAAGGCGUAUCGACAAGCCCAUUCUUCUAGCGAGAUCUUCAGAGCCAUCUGUGGAAAACUUGGAGCAAGGUCCUUUUGCUCCAUCGUCACCUGUACUCAAAACCCAGAGUUCGGUUCUAUUCGAUGGUGAUGACAUGCACAUGCAAGGAAUAGGAGAAUUGCUGGCCCAUCGUAUAUCACACAAGAUGACAUCUUACCCAUCACCUCGACAGCUCGCAGCCGAAGCCGACCCUUGGACUGAUCUGUCCCCGAGAGCGAUGCCUCGUUCUAUCUCUGACGUAAGCUCCGAGAGUGGCAUUUCUAGCGCCUUGCCUGCAUCAUCGACCCUAGGUUUGGAUUCUAUUGGGGAUAGUGGUUAUGCGACAGCGACGGUGAUGACUAUGACGAAGUUCCGAGCUCCUGGUCCCGUAAUAUCACCAGAAACAUCCUUCGCAUUAGCGUCAACAACGACAGGUGGUCAGCCAAUGCCUGUGAUGAAGCUCGGAAACAUUCCGCCGCGAACUGCUUUGCAAAAAGUGUCGAACGAUACUUCGCCCGGAAAACUCCGGACACUGACCGCUUGGCUUCAACGUAGAGGAAAAGCCAGUGACGGAGAGGGAGCAGAGGAUUUUCCUGUAUCAAUUGAAUCUAUCGGCCUUGAAUGGGACAGAGAUACGCUUGCACGGUCUCCACCAGACUUGCAUGCUUUGGAACUCAAGAGGUAUAACACCCUGGAAGGCCAAUGCUUGCCUGACCAUCACGAAAUCAUUUGCGGCUACAAGAUGCUCCAUUUUUCUCCGUGUGGUACACUGCUCGUUGCAAGAGUUCCGGGAUCGUCCUUGUCGCUGUGGGAUAUGAACACAGCAACAAAACGAGGAGCCCUACGUGAGACAAUGGGCUCUUCCGAAGGCGAUAGGACGACGACACAUUCAUCCCAGACCUGCAUGUAUUUUAGCAGCAAUCGCCGUCGACUCACGGUAGGAAUGUAUCACUCGCGCAAAUCCCACAAAAGGCUCGUGACCACCGUCUACGAUUUAUCCAACUGGAAGUCGUUUUCUCAGGAAGAGUCAACGUGGAAAGAGCUCUGGUCUGACGACGAUCGCCUGCUGGGCUUCCUAUCAUACGAUCGGUUGAUUACAUGCUCGGGGUUUCCCUCCGUUCCUGGAACAACUGAGAGAUUAUUGAGGAUUUGGAAUGUGAGUCAUCACGCAUCGAUCCAACUAGAGCCGAUUCAAAUGGGCUUCGUCAAAGAAGAAGCUAUCUUCCUGCCGUACGAGCUGUCGCCAGAUGGCAAGGUAGUGCUCUCCAUCGUUCGGGCUUCACCCCUCACAUUCCUCCACGUACAUGACCUCAACAUGGGUCGCCUGAUUGUUCGGGAUAUUCCAUGUUAUGCGCAACCAGCGCCGGUUUUUGGGCCCGACAGCAAGUUCGUGGUCUUCCUACGUCCAUUCAGUCGGAAGAAAGGGGGAAACGGCAUUUGCGUCUGUGUUCUUGAGAUUGCCACUGGUAGUGUGCGUGAGCUUGCCAUGCCGGCCAACCCUCUUCUGGCGAAGCGACCCGGCCAGUGUGCUUUGUCACCAGGUGGUAAAUACGUCUUCUGGAUCCACAAUGUGACGAAAGAUAUCAGGAUUUGGGAUGUGGCCGCGGAUUCUCAGGUCAAGCAUACUUGUGCUAUGGGGGUAGACUUUGUUCCGGAGCUGUUACAAACCUCGGUGCGAGGUGCGCUCGCAAUCACGGGUAAGGAUCGAAGUGAAAUAGAACUGUGGGAAUUACCACAUGAGAUGGGUCCGCUUUCAAUAUCGUGGUCCCAAGACGCUGACUGUUCUGCAUCACUAUCGUCGAGUAGGUCCCUUCCAUAGUGUCCUCAACGCUCACAUCACUUCAACUUUGCUGUUCUACUCAAGCUGCGCCCAGGGAAAGGGAUAUAAAGUCGCGAAACCGCGCUCCUUGAGUAUUUUGCCAUGGAUAACGGCCCUGAGAAGUUUUGGUUGCUACCAUAUUGUCCUGAUAGUACUCC